ACCAGCAAGGCCUACCUGUCUCAACAUACACAACCACCAACACCACCAUUAUAAAACAAAAACCAGAAAGUGCACACAUAUAAACAAACAGUUUAUUUUUUCCAAAGAUCGCUGCGAUUCAUCCAACCGAAAUGUGCAACAAGUUGAGCGUCGUCGAAAGGGGUUCCCCGAUGCAGCCGAUGGCAUUAAAAUUCGUCAAGAUCACACUUGUCUUAGUUUUCUUCUGUUUCGCCGAAUGCGCUGCAGGAUCCUGUAUAAGCUACGGACACGCUUGCUGGGGAGGACACGGAAAGAGGAACGGUGGAGCCAUCAUCAAGGCUGGUGAUCUGUCUUCGAACGAUCUUCCCAACGACACCAAAUGGUUCCUGGCUAAACUUCUGAAGGGAUCUGCAGGUACUUCUAAGAUGGUCAGAAGCUCAGAACUCGUCGCUCCCGCUUCUGCCGAUAAGCAGCAGUAUUUCGAUGAAUCUCCCGACGUCGACGAUAUUAAAGG
Nicrophorus vespilloides is the source of this 493-nucleotide messenger RNA. RefSeq lists its product as uncharacterized. Lineage: Eukaryota; Metazoa; Arthropoda; Insecta; Coleoptera; Silphidae. The record is from RefSeq and is a predicted model, not a curated record. The transcript is spliced from 3 exons. The annotation marks the transcript as partial.